AUGAGUGGACGGGCCCGUGUGAGGGCACGAGGCAUCGCCCGCAGCCCCAGUGCCACGGAAGUGGGGCGCACCCCGGUCUCGCCAUCGCCUGCAUCUGUUGUUCUUAGUGACAAUGAAGCGUCCUCUAGCAGUGAAUUCAUGGAAACAAGUAGGAUUUCACUGAACUGUAAGUAUGGUGUAUCUUCUGGUAAUGUUGGAAGUACCUUCUCUGAAAGAGGUGUGGCAAUCAGUCGGAACUUCAUGGAUUUGGAUAUCUGUACCAGACAGAAAUUGGCACAUGUGAGAGAUUGUAAAACAGGUUCUAGUGGAAUACCUGUGAAACUGGUUACAAAUCUCUUUAGUUUAGAUUUGCCCCAGGACUGGCAGCUAUACCAGUACCACGUGACGUAUAUUCCAGAUUUAGCAUCUAGAAGGCUGAGAAUUGCUUUGCUUUAUAGUCACAGUGAACUUUCCAACAAAGCAAAAGCAUUUGAUGGUGCCAUCCUUUUUCUGUCACAAAAGCUAAAAGAAAAGGUCACGGUGCUGUCAAGUGAAACUAAAAGAGGCGAGACUGUGAAGAUGACUAUCACUCUGACAAGCGAGCUGCCGUCCAGUUCCCCCGUGUGCAUUCAGGUCUUCAACAUCAUCUUCAGAAAGAUCUUAAAAAAGUUGUCCAUGUACCAAAUUGGACGGAACUUCUAUAAUCCCUCAGAGCCAGUGGAAAUUCCCCAGCACAAAUUAUCCCUUUGGCCUGGGUUUGCCAUUUCUGUAUCCCAGUUUGAAAGCAGGCUCCUGUUCAGUGCUGACGUGAGUUAUAAAGUCCUCCGGAAUGAGACGGUUCUAGAAUUCAUGACUGCUCUCUGCUACAAAACUGGCCUGUCCUGCUUCAGCGAGACGUGUGAGAAACAGCUGAUAGGGCUCACUGUCCUCACAAGAUACAAUAACAAAACCUAUCGCAUUGAUGACAUUGACUGGUCCGUGAGGCCCACGCACACCUUUCAGAAGCGGGAUGGCACUGAGAUCACCUACAUGGAUUACUACAAGCAGCAAUAUGAUAUUACUUUAUCUGACCUAAAUCAGCCAAUGCUUGUUAGUCUGUUGAAGAGCAAGAGAAAUAACAACACUGAGGCUCAGCUUGUGCACCUCGUACCAGAGCUCUGCUUUCUAACAGGGCUGACUGACCAGGCAACCUCUGAUUUUCAGCUGAUGAAGGCUGUGGCUGAAGAGACACGCCUCGGUCCCUUGGGCCGGCAGCAGCGUCUGGCCAGGCUUGUUGACGACAUCCAGAGAAACAAGGAUGCUCGUUUCGAGCUAGAGACCUGGGGACUGCAUUUUGGAAGCCAGAUGUCUCUGACUGGCCGAGUUGUGCCUUCAGAAAAAAUAUUAAUGCAAGACCACGUAUGUCAACCCGUAUCUUCUGCUGAUUGGUCCAAGGAUAUUCGAGCUUGCAAGAUUUUAAGUGCACAGUCUUUGAAUAUGUGGUUGAUUUUAUGUAGCAACAGAAUGGAAAUUGUGACCGAGAGCUUUGUGAACUGCUUGAGAAAAGUGGGAAGUGCCAUGGGAUUUAAUGUGGACUACCCCAAAAUCAUAAAAGUACAAGAAAAUCCAGCUGCGUUUCUUAGAGCUAUACAACAACAUGUUCAUCCUGAUGUUCAGUUGGUGAUGUGUAUUCUGCCUUCUAAUCAGAAAAACUAUUAUGAUUCUAUUAAAAAAUAUUUGAGCUCGGACUGCCCAGUCCCGAGCCAGUGCGUCCUCGCCCGGACCUUGAAUAAACAGGGAAUGAUGAUGAGUGUUGCCACCAAGAUCGCCAUGCAGAUGACCUGUAAACUCGGAGGCGAGCUGUGGGCCCUGGAGAUUCCUUUAAAGUCCCUGAUGGUGGUCGGUAUUGAUGUCUGUAAAGAUGCACUCAGCAAGGACGUGGUGGUUGGAUGUGUGGCCAGCAUUAACCCCAGAAUCACCAGGUGGUUUUCCCGCUGUAUCGUUCAGAGAACAGUAACGGAUGUUGCAGAUUGCUUAAGAGUUUUCAUGACUGGAGCACUCAACAAAUGGUACAAGUACAAUCAUGAUUUGCCAGCACGGAUAAUUGUGUACCGUGAUGGUGUCGGGGAUGGCCAGCUGAAAACACUUGUUGAAUACGAAGUCCCACAGCUGCUGACCAGUGUGACAGAAGCCAGCUCAAAUACCAGCUCCAGACUGUCAGUGAUCGUGGUCAGGAAGAAGUGCAUGCCACGAUUCUUUACAGAAAUGAACCGCACUGUACAGAACCCCCCGCUUGGCACUGUCGUGGAUUCAGAAGCAACGCGUCCAGAAUGGUAUGACUUUUACUUGAUCAGCCAGGCAGCCCGUCAGGGAACUGUUAAUCCCACCUACUAUAAUGUUAUCUAUGAUGACAAUGGCUUGAAACCCGACCACAUGCAGAGACUUACCUUCAAACUGUGUCACCUGUACUACAACUGGCCGGGCCUAGUCAGUAUCCCAGCACCAUGUCUGUAUGCACACAAGCUGACCUUCCUGGUGGCACAAAGCAUUCAUAAAGAACCAAAUUUGCAAUUAGCCAAUUCUCUCUUCUACCUGUGA
Messenger RNA from Propithecus coquereli (Coquerel's sifaka), 2556 nucleotides. It is a transcript of the gene PIWIL4, whose product is annotated as piwi-like RNA-mediated gene silencing 4. The record is from RefSeq and is a predicted model, not a curated record. Gene Ontology annotation, biological process: regulatory ncRNA-mediated gene silencing. The transcript has 20 exons. Gene Ontology annotation, molecular function: piRNA binding; protein binding. The coding region runs from base 1 to 2556 and encodes 851 amino acids. Gene Ontology annotation, cellular component: P granule. Lineage: Eukaryota; Metazoa; Chordata; Mammalia; Primates; Indriidae.